AUCAACAUCUUGUAUUUGCAGUAUAGUGUGGCUCAGGGAGCUACCAAUGCUAGGCUUAAUCACAGGCCAGGGAACGGCAAAACAAGCGCAUGGUCAACUUUUUACCACCAGGAACAAGGACAAUGGAUUCAGGUGGAUCUUGGUGACAUCGCAAAGGUGACCAAGAUUGCAACUCAGGGCUGGGCAGAAUUAAAUGAGUGGGUAACUGAAUACAAGGUGUCUUAUAGCUAUGAUGGCGGUUAUUUUGAGUUUUACAAGAACGGUCAAUAUGGCUCUGACAAGGUCUUUCAAGGUAACAAGGACCGAAGGAGCAUUGAUAUCAACAUACUGGAUCCACCAAUCUAUACCCGCUACAUCCGAGUUCAACCGGUAUCGUAUCACGAGUGGAUGUCACUAAGAAUGGAGUUGUAUGGGUGUCGUUCAGGUAGGGAGAUGUUACCAGUAAAUGCUUCUGUUAUAUAAUCAACGUAUCUUUUCAGAUACUAUUGAGCUAAGAUAAUGACUACGUCGACGCCAACAACGAGGCCUCGUAAAAACAGAUAUAUAUUUAUUCAUUGAAAAUCUUUAUUAUUUAGAUCUGUUCAGUCGCCGAUUGGUCUCAAAACCCACCCAAACUCGAUAUGUAACGCCAGUGAUCAUUUUCAAAAGAAAAUGCGAAAAAUUAGCCGUGGAAGCUCACGUUCACUAAAAUAGGCAAAACUCUGUCAUCUCAAGUGAAAUGUACAAAGAUUUAUACCGCACGUGUACAGUCAUUGUUU
Orbicella faveolata is the source of this 758-nucleotide messenger RNA. Its product is annotated as SCO-spondin-like. The record is from RefSeq and is a predicted model, not a curated record. Lineage: Eukaryota; Metazoa; Cnidaria; Anthozoa; Scleractinia; Merulinidae.